CAUUUUAUCUAUUUCCUGUCCCAUUUUAUCUAUUUCCUGUUGUCUGUCAGAUACUCCUUCCAUUUUCGUUCUCUAUUCACGAUCCUGGUGCUACUUGACUUGAGAAUGGGUGGUUACAGUAGUACGAUCCUGGCGUCUCUUGUUGAGGAAGAUGGGUGGUUGAGUAGCCAUGAAUUCCUACUUUAAUUAUUCUGUCACAUUUUAUCUAUUUUCUGUUGUCUGUCAGAUACUCCUUCCAAUUUCAUUCUCUAUUCACGAGCCUGGUGCUACUUGAGAAUGGGUGGUUACAGUAGUACGAUCCUGGCGUCUCUUGUUGAGGAAGAUGGGUGGUUGAGUAGCCAUGAAUUCCUACUCUGAUUCUUCUGUCCCAUUUUAUCUAUUUCCUGUUGUCUGUCAGAUACUCCUACCAAUUUCGUUCUCUAUUCACGAUCCUGGUGCUACUUGACCUGAGAAUGGGUGGUUACAGUAGUACGAUCCUGGCGUCUCUUGUUGAGGAAGAUGGGUGGUUGAGUAGCCAUGAAUUCCUACUUUAAUUAUUCUGUCACAUUUUAUCUAUUUUCUGUUGUCUGUCAGAUACUCCUUCCAAUUUCGUUCUCUAUUCACGAUCCUGGUGCUACUUGACUUGAGAAUGGGUGGUUACAGUAGUACGAUCCUGGCGUCUCUUGUUGAGGAAGAUGGGUGGUUGAGUAGCCAUGAAUUCCUACUCUGAUUCUUCUGUCACAUUUUAUCUAUUUCCUGUUGUCUGUCAGAUACUCCUACCAAUUUCGUACUCUAUUCACGAUCCCGGUGCUACUUGACUUGAGAAUGGGUGGUUACAGUAGUACGAUCCUGGCGUCUCUUGUUGAGGAAGAUGGGUGGUUGAGUAGCCAUGAAUUCCUAGUUUAAUUUUUCUGCUACAGUUUUAUUAAUGUUUGUCGUCUGUCACAAAAUGCCCCUUUAUCUUGAGAUUUGUUUUUGUCAAUAUUUUUCUAUGAUCUUGGUACAUGUAUCUUCAGUGGUUCUCAACGUAGUUGUUAAAUGACCAAAAUCAAUUCCAUCCUUACAUUCUCCUUUCUUUCUGUUUUCUUUGAGGAUAUUUGGUAUGAUGAAACUGAUUCAGCUCGUGGAUAUUUGAGCUCGAAGCUUAACACCAUGCGGAGGUCUCUACCUCGUGAACAACAGCGAAGGCCAAGGACAGGAAAAUAUUCAGGGCUGCAGGUGAAAGCUUUCAAGAAAGAACUGAAGCGCACAUUUCAACAAAUGGAAGAGGUGACCUCAGAAGAGGAGGAUGAAAUUGUCAACUUCUGCAAAAGGGCAACUGCAGAGAGCAGUGCAGAGGUCCUGGAGGGCAUGGGCAGGACGUUCCAAAACAGACGAAAUUGGAUCUCUGAGAAAUUGCCGAAAGUCACUGACAUCCUUGAGCGAUACCCAAGAUUUCGAGAUACACCGACAGUUAUACAGCAAGAAUUCAAGCUGUUGUUACCAGAGGCCACUGCCAAACUUAUCAGCAAGUGGGAGACAAGAUUUGUGGAGAGCAUCCUACACAUUUGCAAAAUGUCCAGGCUGCCGAAGAUACAAGCAUUGAUGAAGGACUUGUAUCAUCCAUCUUCUGAGUUAGGUGACCAGUAUGAACCUUCUGAGGGAGAGUAAUCACUCUAUGCAUUCAUGGGGGCUGUGUACCUACUUCCAUCUAACGCUGCAAAGAGGACGUCCUUGGCAGAUGCAGUGCAGUACUUCCUGGUUACAAGACCGCUUGGCACCAGCGUAGAAGCUUUCAUCAAAGAGCAGCGAAAGGAUGCAAAGUGAAGCGAAGCCAGCCAUACCUGCUGGGGCUAGGGACUCGUCGCCUGCCAGUGCAGUACUUUGUCGUCAUCGAUGAGCAAGCAAUCCCCUGCCCUGGAGAUAUCACUUCAUCGGUGGAUGUUCUUUUCAAGCUGCACUACGUGUUCAACAUUCAUUACGCAACUGAACUGCAAGCAUUCUAUAAGUUUCUGGAACACUUUGUGUAUGAAGUUGGCCAUCCAAGGGAUGUUAUCCCAGCACGGGCCAAGGAGUUGAUGUCGAGUAUCACUGCUAUUAGCAGCAAGUAAUAUGUUAUGAGAAGCUGGCCGUCACGGUUAUAGGCGUCACUACAAUUAUAGUCUGAAGGCUUCUGAUCAAACUAUAGUAGAGGUGGGCUAUAGAAGUUGACCUCUUCUAGACACACUCAUCACACCUUAGUUUGAUGAGUUUAAGUGUACUGACACAUUGGAAGAAUUUUUUUUUUUUUAAUUUAGAAUCCAGGGUGCCCCGUCCAAAAACGUGAAAAAUCCAAGAUGGUCGCCAUUUUAGCCUUGAAAAUGCACUUUUGCCAUAUCUUUGUCUUUUAUAAAUAUUUGUUCAUGAUUUGGGUGUCUAUAACUUUAGGUUUUAUAGGUCAAGGAAUCAGACUAGACUGUUAACAUUUAAAAAUACCAAAUUUAUCUAUGCAUGCUAUUUAACCCUAUUUAGACUUGGGGGGGGGGGGGCUAAUACAGCCCCCUCCCCCUCAACGUUUUGCAUGAUAAGUCCGCCGUGCGAUAUUUUUUUGUCCACACCGUACACUGACUUUAUACUUCUAAGUCUCGCGUAACUUUUCAGACGAAAUUUGUCACGUCCACACGUACAGAUUUUAAGCCAUGCCCCUAUGAACAAAAUUUUGUCAUGCCCCAAAUUGCUCAAAUACAUGAUUCUGUGUACAAAGUCAAUACAAAUUGAGUUUUCUCAUCACAAUUAGAAAUGUUUGAUUAUUUCUAAUUUAUUUGGUAAUACCUAAUAUGACUAUUGUAACUCGUAGAUUGCUAUUUUUGGGGGAAAUAUUCUUUAUAGCAUUUCUAACAAUUCUACUUGACAAAAAAUUUGGUACCAUGUUUAAUUUCUUAAAUAUAUUUUAUUGUUUUAACUUUAUUAUAUCAAUUUCUUAUAUUUCUUUUUUUUUUCAACUAUGUUAGUUGUUUUUUAGCUACAUAUUUCAAAUAACAUUUCUGAAGCAUAAUUAUGCUGAAAAAAAAAAUUAUUCAGCCAGUUAAAAUUGAAAAUAAUCAAACAUGAUCUGUUAGUUUUUUUAUUGACUAAGUACACAAAAUAAUGUAUUUGAGCAAUUUUGGGCGUGUACAUUUUUUGUCUCGCCUGCAUAGCAGAGUGAGACUAUAGGCGCUGCUUUUCCGACGGCGGCGGCGUCAACACCAAAUCUUAACCUGAGGUUAAGUUUUUGAAAUGACAGCAUAACUUAAUAUGUAUAUGGACCUAGUUCAUGAAACUUGGCCAUAAGGUUAAUCAAGUAUUACUGAACAUCCUGCAUGAGUUUCACGUCACAUGACCAAGGUCAAUGGUCAUUUAGGGUCAAUGAACUUAGACCAUGUUGGGGCAAUCAAAAUCUUAACCUAAGGUUAAGUUUUUGAAAUGUCAUCAUAACUUAGAAAAUAUAUGGACCUAGUUCAUUAAACUUAUACAUAAGGUUAAUCAAGUAUCACUGAACAUCCUGCAUGAGUUUCACGUCACAUGACCAAGGUCAAUGGUCAUUUAGGGUCAAUGAACUUUGGCCGAAUUGGGGGUAUCUGUAGAUUUACCAUCAUAACUUUAAAAGUUUAUGGAUCUGAUUCAUGAAACUUAGACAUAAUAGUAAUCAAGUUUUACUGAACAUCCUGUGCAAGUUUCAGGUCACAUGAUCAAGUUCAAAGGUCAUUUAGGGUCAAUGAACUUUGGUCAAAUUGGGGUAUUUGUUGAAUUACCGCCAUAACUUUGAAAGUGUGUUGGUCUAGUUCAUAAAACUUGGAGAUAAGAGUAAUCAAGUAUCACUGAACAUUCUUUGCGCAUUUUAGGUCACAUGAUCAAGGUCAAAGGUCAAUGAACUUUGGCCAUAAUGGGGGUAUCUGUUGAAUUACCAUCAUAACUUGGAAAGUUGAUGGAUCUUUCUCUUGAAACUUGGACAUAAGAGUAAUCAAGUAUCACUGAACAUCCUGUGCGAGUUUCAGGUCACAUGAUCAAGGUCAAAGGUCAUGUAAGGUCAAUGAACUUUGGCCACGUUGGGGGUAUUUGUUGAAUUACCAUCAUAUCUCUAUAAGUGUAUGGGUCUAGUUCAUAAAACGUAGAAAUAAGAGUAACCAAGUAUCACUGAACAUCUUGUGCGAGUUAUAGUAGUUUUCAAAAUCAGCACUGCUGCUAUAUUGAAUCGCGUGAUGCAGGUGAGACGGCCAGAGGCAUUCCACUUGUUUAAAAGGGGUGUGGCUUCAAAAUCGUUUUUGCGGGCAUGACAAAUUUAGUCUCGAAAAUUGCUUGAGACUUGAAAGUUAAAAUUCAGGGGACAGCGUGGACAAAAAAUUUUGCAUGACGGACAUGACGGACCCCCGGUUUAUACAGGGUUAAAUUAAGCAUAUAGAUAAUGUUGUAUUUCUUAAAUAGUAACAGUCUAGUCAGAUUCCUUGAUCCAUAAAACCUCGAAUUAGACAAGAAAAUCCUGAAAAAAUAUUUAAAAAUGACAAAGAUAUGGCAAUUUUUUUAAUUGAUUUUCAAGGCUAUAAUGGCGGCCAUCUUGGAUCGAUUACAUUUUUGGCCCGGGCACCCUGGAUUUCCAACUUUUUAUUUUUCAAAUAAGUUGUCGGUACACUUAGACUCGUCAAAAUAAGGUGUGAUUAGUGUGUCUCGGAGAUGUGCCCAAAAUUUUGCCCUCUAUAGCCCACCCCUAUUUUGAAUAUGGGCAUUGUUGUGCUUUGAAUGAUGAGGAUUGUAUUUCCAUUAGAAACAAUUUGACAAGUCACAUCUGAUAUAAAUAAUGCACAAAUGGACUCAUUUGAUAAUUUUUACAGGUGCAUUCAGACUCAAAUUAGGAAGUGAAUUAUUCAUUGUCUGAAUUUAAACUACUUAUUUGAAUUGUAUUUCCAUUAUAAAUAGAGACAAUUUGACAAGUCACAUCUGAUGUAAAUAAUGCACAAAUGGACUCAUUUGAUAUUUUUACAUUUGCAUUCGGACUCAAAUUAUGAAGUGAACUAUUUUGUCGUCUGAAUGUAGACUACUUAUUCUAUGUUCAUAAUUGUGUGUCAUUUGAUAAUUAUUGAAAACUGGUGUUUGAAAUAUCAGUUGGAAAGUAAUUCUCUCUACAUAAUAUCUUAAUUUGACAACUAUAGUCAGUCAUAAUUUUAUUAUAUGUGAAGUGACCCUGCAUGUGCGUUGAUGUCAUCGUAACACCAUCGUAGAGGUCAGCGCCAGUGCCUUAAUUCCAUGAGUUGUUGAUCUGCAACUUGCGCAUCUCUGACAACUCUGUUUUUGCAUAUUCCUAUAACCUUUGAGAGAGGGCGCUAUGUUAUGACAUCACAUGCAUAUGGUCUAUUUCGAAGUCGGCCAGUGACUAUAUGCCAUAUGGACAUGAUUAUUCCAAUUAAUUAGAUUGUAUUGUAACUUGAAAAUCUAUUUGCAUACAUGUAUUACCAUGUCAACAUUGUCAUGUUCUUUUUAUAGGUACUGUUGCUCUUUAAAUGAUGAGAAUUGACAUGUUCCCUUAUAAUUAACAAGGUUUAUUAUGUGUGUUAUUACUGUUAACCAAAGUUCAAUUUGAUAUUUUUUUCAAAUGAUACGUAGAACAUGUAAUUUUAGGUUGAAUGUUUACCAACAAUUAUGGAAAGCAUGUUAAUACUUCAUAGUUAAAUGAUCUGCAUAUUAGGACUUAAUGAAUUUAAACGUGUUUCGAUAUUAUCUGCAUUUGAAGAGAUAUUUGUGUGUGAAAAUCAUAGCUAGAAUAAUACUAUAGAUGGAGACCAUUUAACAACAUACAUCUGUUAUUUGUACAGGCACAUAAACGGACUUAGAAAUUCUGUAAUGAUUUUUCUUUUUAGGCUCUUCUUUUUUUCUAUUCAACAGUGUCUAAUUUGUACAGCAGUAUAGUAGAAAUCAUGAUUCUCUUUUUUUUUCUUAUAAGGUUUGUCAUUUCCAAAUUUGAAUUUUCCGUAUCAGGAUGUUCACAGUUGAGUGUCCCCGCCAAAUGAGGGGAUACUAUGAAACAUGUUCCGUGCCUAUCUGUGUGUCCGUCCGUCAGGCGAAAUUU
Molecule: messenger RNA, 6034 nt
Organism: Lytechinus pictus (painted urchin)
Lineage: Eukaryota; Metazoa; Echinodermata; Echinoidea; Temnopleuroida; Toxopneustidae
Exons: 4
Coding region: 1018-1629 (203 amino acids)
Source: RefSeq, a predicted model, not a curated record